GUAAACACCACACGUCGAUAGCUGCUGCUCAGACUGGCUGGAGUUGCGUCACCAUGCUGCGCUGUUUCGUUCUUCUGCUGAUUUUCGGGUUCUCAUCCUGUUCUGAGAAGAUCCUCCUCCCGGUGGGCUCGGCGGUGAGGCUGCCCUGCCUGUCCGUUUAUCCUGAUGGCGCUCUGUCGGUCGAGUACUCCUGGUGGUUCAGCUCAUACCAGAACCAGGACUACGCCGAACAUCUCGCACCGCUGAACAAGUCCGGAUCGGAGCUGAGUCUCGGCUCGGUGAGGAUCAGCGACUCCGGAACCUACGAAUGUCUGGCUGAUGUUUCUACAGGAGUGGAGAGAACGAGGCUGAAGAUACCGUUCUUCGUUACAGUCAGGGAGAACCCCCCGCCUCUGAUGUGGUUGAUUAUUGAAGAAUCAGAGGAGAAACAAGUCACGCUGCCGUGUAAACCUCCCAACCCCCCCACCCGAAACACACCUAACCUGAACUCUGCCAGGGUGAGGUGGUUUAAACAAACCGGCGGAUCUUACCAGGAGAUCAAACCGUUUAAAAGAACCACAAACACCGAGAAGAAAAACAACCAGGUCCCGGCCGGGCGCUUUCACUGGGGUCCCGGUCCUGAGAAGCUGAACUGGUUCCUGGAGAUCUCUGAGCUGAGAGUAAAAGAUGAAGGAAUGUACAAGUGUGAGGUCACCAUGGGGUCCAAAACCACAACCACGCUGGUGGAGCUCAAAGUGGAGAAGGCUCCACUCCCUCGCUGUUUCAACCAAUCACACGCGUGGGAGGCGUGUCCCGCCGACGAGAAGAGCUCCGCCCAGAACGUGGUAAGGGAAUCACUGACCGCCUUCUCUGUCAACCUGUACCGGACCCUGACCACCAUCCAAACGUCCAGUAACCUGCUCUUCUCACCAAUCAGCAUCGCCAGCCUGCUGUCUCAACUACUGCUGGGAUCUCGAGCUGAGACGAGAGCAGAUGUGGAGAGCUUUCUCUCUCUUCCUGUUGGAUUCUCCUGCACUCACUCAGUGAUGAAGAAGCUGAAGGACGAGACCAAGGAUUCCAUUCUCAUCGCUAACCAGAUGUUCUAUAACCCAGUGCUUACAAUCAAUCAAGCUUUCAUCAACCAAUCACAGGAGUUCUAUGACUCGGUGCCUGAGAAACUGACCAAUAGCAGCGAGGCGAACGUGAAGAUGAUAAACGACUGGGUGGCGGCUAAAACCCAGAACAGAAUCACGGAGCUGGUGGAGUCCAUGGAUAACAGCGCCGAGUUCAUCCUGCUCAACGCCGUCUACUUCAUCGGUAAGUGGACGGGGACGUUUAAGGUUCAAGACGGAAUGUUUACCACGCUGACCGGUGACCUGGUGAUCGUCCCGACUCUCUACAACCCAGAGUUCAACCUGGCCGUCAAGUACCAACCCCAACUGAAAGCUACGGUGGCGAGGUUCCCUCUGGUGGGUAAGAGCAGCUUGUACAUCCUGGUACCGAACUCUGAGGGUGAAGAGGCUCUGGCGCGGGUCGACGCCCAGCUGACGGAGAGCAGCGUAGUGAAGCUGGUGAAGGAGAUGGAGGGUGUGGCCCCCGACUCGUCUGAAGUGACGUUACCCAAAGUUAAACUGCUGCUCAACACCGACCUGAUCGCUCUGUUCAGGAAGAUGGGUCUCUCUCAGUUGUUUGUGGACCCCAACCUGUGUGGGAUGUUCCAGCAGGAGGAGCCGGUGUUCCUGACCGACGCCCGUCACAGAGCCUUCAUGUCCCUGACGGAGAAGGGCGUGGAGGCGUCGGCCGCCAGCAGCGUCUCCUUCUCCCGAACCUUCAGCUCCUUCAGCGCCAUGCAGCCGUUCGUCUUCAUGGUGUGGAGCGACCAGAUCAGAGCGCCGAUCUUCAUGGGGAGGGUUCUUCAUCCACUGAAGAUGGAUUAGAGACGCCGGAGCUGGAGACGCUCACGCCGAUAAACCACAAUAAACGUUUCCUGUGUUCAGUCGUUCUGUGUGUUUUCUUAAACCACAAUAAAUACAAUAAAUACAAUAAAUAAA
Molecule: messenger RNA, 2030 nt
Organism: Trichomycterus rosablanca
Lineage: Eukaryota; Metazoa; Chordata; Actinopteri; Siluriformes; Trichomycteridae
Gene: serping1
Product: serpin peptidase inhibitor, clade G (C1 inhibitor), member 1
Exons: 10
Coding region: 54-1916 (620 amino acids)
Biological process (GO): negative regulation of endopeptidase activity
Molecular function (GO): serine-type endopeptidase inhibitor activity
Source: RefSeq, a predicted model, not a curated record